UUUAAAUUAUUAAUUAAUAUAGACAUAUUUUUUUAAUAUUUUUAAGAACAUGUAACGAAAUGUUUUUCGUUCCGUUCAGUGAAUUUUUAUUGUAAAUACACCAAAAUUUUGUGCACAUUCGACCGGCAAUGCCAAAAUCAAAAAAUCCGUUUAUCGAAGAAUCAAGUCCUACUUUGAAUCAAUCCAAGUAUUUUAAUUGUUUGACGAAAGUUGGGUUUUGGAUUUUAGUAUUUUUAGCGUUACUUUUAUUUCGCAAUUGGGAAUACUUAUACUUGAAUAAUGACACAGUCCUAGAAAAAAAAAAUUAUACAAUAUCAUAUAAAUAUGAUUCACAUUACAUUUCUAUAAAACCUUUAAAAAUUGGGAAUAAAAAAUAUUUUGUGUAUACCACACACUGUCAUAUGCCCUCCAUAAAUCCUUUUAGUGCGAAAAUAAAAAAAAUAUUUCAACCACUAAAAUAUAAAAACUGUACGAAUGAUGAACCACUUGUGAGUGUUUUAUAUGACACAAAUAAGGAAAAGUAUCUACUACACAUCGAAAUCGAAACCUUCUUAUCACAGUACAAAAACGCGAAUAACUCUGAGGCUGCAAAUCAGUUGAGCUGCUGCUAUCGUCAAAUAGUGCGUAUUGGUACAGGCGACAAUUCUUAUAAAUUAUUGCCAUGUGAAAAUUUUGCUCAAAACUUUGAGGUACCCGAGUAUAUUGAAUUCAUUAUAGUGGAAUGUAGUAAAAAUUCCACUAUCAUACAAAAGGAUGCAUUCUCAUUCAUUCAAUAUAAAAAUAAAACUAAGAGGACAACAUCCACAACCAGAAGAAAGCCAAGUGUAUUCCUGAUAGGAAUAGACAGUCUAUCACGCAUGAAUUUUCGCAGAACUAUGCCCCAGACACAUCAAUAUUUAGAAGAAAACGAUUGGUUUGAAAUGCAAGGAUACAAUAAGAUCGGUGACAAUACUUUUCCAAACCUGAUGGCGCUCUUAAACGGCAAUAAUGAAUCUGUGGUGUUUAGAGACUGUGAACCAGAAAGAUUAGGUGGACUUGACAAAUGUUAUUUCAUAUGGCAAGAUUAUCAAAAGCUUAGUUAUCGAACAGCAUAUGCUGAAGAUUAUGCAAUAAUAGGUACAUUUAACUACAUAUUAGCUGGUUUUAAAAAACAACCAACCGACUACUAUAUGCGUCCAAUGACAUUAGCAAUUGAAAAGAACUUAAAAGUACAAAAAAAGGCAAACUUAUAUUAUUGUGUAGGAAGAAAACAUUAUGCUACAUAUAUAUACGACUAUGCAUUACAAUUAGCAAAUCGUUAUAAGGAUGAACCAACAUUUGGAUUGUUUUGGACAAAUUCAUUUAGUCAUGAAAGAUACGAUACAUCCGCAACAAUGGAUGUCAAAAUGUUGAAAUAUUUCAAAACAUUCAAAUCAAAUGAUAUUUUAGAGAAUACUAUAGUUAUUUUCCUUAGCGAUCAUGGUAGCAGAUUUGGUGCGUUAGUGAAACUACCUGGUGGUUUUUUAGAGGAACGCUUACCCAUAUUUUACAUGUCAUUGCCAAAAUGGUUUAAGAAUCAAUAUCCGGAUUUUGUUAAAGCACUACAAAUCAAUCGUAAUCGUCUAACGUCCCCUUAUGACAUACAUAUGACACUGAAACAUAUACUAGAAUUAAGUGAACCGGGUCUGAGUCUACCAAUCGCAAAUGGUUGUGCAAAAUGUCAAAGUAUUUUUCGUGAAGUACCAGAAAAUCGUAGUUGUGCUGAUGCUGGCAUACCAGAACAUUGGUGCACUUGUACACAUUACGAAAAUCAAUCCAAAAAAGACAAAAUUGUAAAAUAUGUAACACAAAAAAUAAUAGAUCAAAUGAAUUCUUACUUAAAAGACAAGACAUUAAGUAAGGUAUGCAGCGAACUGAAAUUAAAAGAUAUUAAUACGGCACACUUGAAAGUGGAAGAAGAUGAUGGAAUACAGUAUAACCCAACUUAUAGAAUCCGUUUUGUUGUAUAUCCAAAAAAAGCUAAUUACGAAGCUACUGCGAUAUAUAAUCCUGUAAAGAGAAGUGUAGAAUUGAACGUCGAGGAUAUAAGCUGUCUCAGUUCUUAUGAAAACGUAUCACAAUGCAUUAAUGAUAAACAGGCGAAAAAAUACUGCAUAUGCAAGUGAAGAGAUCUGUUCAACUCAUCGAUCAAAUUUCAUUUUAGAUGUAUGAAAUAUAAAAAAAAUUUACUUUAAUAUAUAUAUUCUCGUUUCAGAGGUUUUAGUAAUGAUUGUUUCCCAAUUGAUCUUAUCAUUAGUUAAGACUGUCUUAAGGUAUUUAGCACACGCGUAUUAUAUUUUGUAAUUAAAUUU
Molecule: messenger RNA, 2330 nt
Organism: Teleopsis dalmanni
Lineage: Eukaryota; Metazoa; Arthropoda; Insecta; Diptera; Diopsidae
Exons: 3
Coding region: 129-2144 (671 amino acids)
Source: RefSeq, a predicted model, not a curated record